AUGGCGAGAAACGAUCCAUACCGUAUUGCAAGCACCUACUCCACCCUGCCUCCGCUAGAACUAAUAUCGCCAGCCCGUCGUGGCCGUAACAUCCCCCUACCCUCUCAAUCUCACGUCAAUAUCGACGUUCAACUCCACCCUCUCCUCGACUGUAACCCACGACACGCCAGUGCAAGCCAAGAAUUUCCCCCUUUGAGCUGGGAUCUAUCUUGGACUACCCAUGCCGUCGAACGACUUCUACGACAGCGGGAGAAUAGACACGUCCUUGUGCCGUACAUGAGGGAUCUAGCGACAACUCCUGGCUUGCCGUCAAUGACAAUAGUCCAUCCAUGUUUGGCCUGGCCUAUAACCGCCCAUUCAUCAUUGAUUGAUGCAAAUGGUGUCACCAUCGCUGAUGUUCUCCUGGCUAUUUGCGGAGCGAUGAAGGAGAAGGAUUAUGAUGGGUGGGGUGGUAUGCGCGGGGUCGAGAAACUGUAUUAUUUGGGGCGGAGGAAGAAGCUGGUUGGCUUGAUGAGAAGAGGGCCAGACGGGGAUAUCUGGGAGAUGUGGACGGAGUGA
Messenger RNA from Marasmius oreades (fairy-ring Marasmius), 558 nucleotides. RefSeq lists its product as uncharacterized. The transcript has a single exon. Bases 1 to 558 code for a protein of 185 amino acids. The record is from RefSeq and is a predicted model, not a curated record. Lineage: Eukaryota; Fungi; Basidiomycota; Agaricomycetes; Agaricales; Marasmiaceae.